AUGUUGAACCUUCAAAAACGGAUCAAUGGUGUAGAUGAGGAAAAAACAUAUUUGGGUACGCGCAUAUCAAUUCGCGACAAAUUAUUGUCGCAAGAAAUCAAAGAGCUUGAAUCAAGUCUAAAAAAAGUGCCUUCUUGUAAGUUGCAUUUUCCAUCAACAUCUGCAUUACAUAAUAUGGAACUCACCGUUUCACCAGUUGAAGGAAUUUAUAAAGGUGGAAUAUUCAAAUUUACUAUAGCAGUACCACCUGAAUACAACAAUGUACCACCUGUGGUAAAAUGUUUAACACGCGUGUGGCAUCCAAACAUAACUGAGGAAGGCUCUAUAUGCUUGUCAUUAUUGCGACAAAAUAGUCUUGAUGGUUAUGGAUGGAUGCCAACUCGUAGAUUAAUUGAUGUUGUACUUGGUCUGGAUAGUCUUUUCACUGAUCUGAUCGACUUUGAUGAUGCCCUCAAUGCAACAGCCGCUCAGCAGUGGUCCACCAAUAAGGAAGCAUACAUUGCGAAAGUACGCGAUUACAUCGUGCGUUUUUGUCGGUGA
Molecule: messenger RNA, 540 nt
Organism: Brugia malayi
Lineage: Eukaryota; Metazoa; Nematoda; Chromadorea; Rhabditida; Onchocercidae
Gene: Bma-ubc-12
Product: Ubiquitin-conjugating enzyme family protein
Exons: 5
Coding region: 1-540 (179 amino acids)
Source: RefSeq, a predicted model, not a curated record